ACAGUACAUAACGAAUUGGGUAGUUCAAAGCUUUAACAUAGGAAGAAGGGAACCAAUUUAGUGAUUAUACUUAUUUUUUAAUCUGAUCUGAUCAUACUCCAUAAUAAAUUAGGCAUUCCAGUUAGUAUCGUAGUAAUUCUAUCCCAAAAUUCAACUUUUCACUCCAGUGACCUUAAUGUAAGCCAUAUGACGUAUGCCCUUUACAAACAUGACCUAGUACAUCGCGUGUCUCUGUCUCACAUUAGGGAAGCCAUAUAAGCUGUUUCAACUCACGCAUCUCAAGAAACCCCCGUUACUUUUACCAGUGCAAAAAGGCUUUAUCUGCGAAGCUGAGAAGGCGGCACCAAAGGGAUAUUUCCUGCUUUUUCUAAUCUACCGUUUGUCGGGUGAGUGAGAGGGACGCCUAUACUCUCAGAUGCAGAACAGAAAGACCGGUGGUGCAAGUUUUUGACAGUACUUACGGAACUUCGCGGAGGCAGCUUCGUGAGAAUUAAAAUGUUUCGUGUUUAUUACGAUUAUAUUUAGUGUUUUUGUGUUAAAUCUCUGUAACAAUGUCUAGUUUUAGUGUAGUGAAGUGUUAGUGUAGUUCUAAAGUAAGCAAUAAUGGCAGAAGUGAUAUUCCAAAAACGCAAAGCGGCGACAGUGUUCAACGACCAGAAUCCACUGCUGAUACUGCUCCUGGUCUCCCUACUGGCGUCAUGCUGGGCCCAGGUCAUCAACAGGGCGCCACACUUCGUGCCCGGGGUCGGGGACAUGUCCCAAUUCAGCCUGCCCGAGGACACGCCUGUAGGGACACCGGUGUACCAUUUGAAAGGUGUCGACCCAGAAAACAGUCAGCUAAGGUACUCCAUAUCGGGCCAGUACUUCACAGUGGACCCCAUUACUGGCGUCGUCACCCUUGCCAAGACUCUCGACAGGGAAGAACAAGAGACACUAGAAGUCAUCAUCAGUAUAACUGAUGAAGGCAUCGCGAACACGGAGCCAAACACAGUGUCCUUGCGCCGGGUCAUACCCGUGAAAGACGUCAACGACAACCCGCCGAUAUUUCACAACAGGCCAUACAUUGUCAACAUUAGUGAAGCCACUCCUGUAGACUCGGAGAUCGAGGUAUCCCCACAAAUUUUGGUAACAGAUCGAGAUGAAGGAGAUAACGCAAGAAUACGGGUUGUAUGUUCGAUCAAAGAAAAAGGGAGCGACUCAGAGGCGUGCAAUACAUUCAGAGUAAUCACUGAAGCAAUAUCUGCCAAUGAGUACCAAGUCCGCCUGUACCUUAAUAAAGCGCUGGACUUCGAAAGUCGAUCUGCCUACGUGAUUAGCUUGGAAGCUAGCGACAAGUCGGACAAGCCUUUAAGAGCCUGGGCUAGUGUCUCCGUGGCAGUUCAAGAUGUGCAGGACCAACCACCUGCGUUUGUCAAUGCUCCAUAUUCUGCUACUGUGCCGGAGAAUACUCCACCGGAUACUAGUAUAAUGGAAAUUGCUGCUAAAGACGGAGAUUCAGCAAACCCCAGGCCAGUGUUAUUGACUCUCGAGGGAGAUACAGAACAAUAUUUCAAACUAUCCCCUGAACGUCCAUUCGGAAAAGCUAGUCUUGUAACCACAGAGAACCCUAUUGAUAGAGAAAGUGAUGUCGUUAUGCAAAAUGGAGGAGUUUACACAUUCUUUGUAAAAGCUACUGAAAUGAUUAACGGUGAAGUGCCAUCUGAUUAUACUGUCACUCAAAUUACAAUUAUAGUUACCGAUGUGGAUGACCACGUGCCACAAUUCAAUAAAGAAGUGUUUGAUAUAUCUAUACCGGAAAAUAUAGAAAAUGGUAGCCCAAUUCCAGGCUUAUCGAUUUAUGUCGAAGAUCACGAUAUUGGACAGAAUAGUAAAUACGACUUAAGUUUACGCGAUGUUUUUAACUCUGAAGGCGUAUUUUCUAUAAGCACUGAUCACGGCGAAGGAAGAACACCGAUUAGUAUAAAAGUAAAAGAUUCAUCAAAACUUGAUUACGAUGUUGAUGAUGAAGACAAAAGACUUUUUAGUUUCGAUAUAGUUACAUCUGCAAAUGGCGAAGAAUUGUCUUCAGCGAGGGUCAAUAUAAAGUUAUUGGAUAUGAACGACAAUGCACCGAUUUUUGAUAACCCCACAUACAAAUUCUUUGUGCAAGAGAAUUCUACAAUAGGUACUAAGAUUGGAGAUGUUCAAGCAAUGGACAAAGACUAUGGUAUUUUUGGUGAAAUCGAAUAUACCUUAACCGGAUUUGGUUCAAAUAUGUUUAAGACUGAUAAAAAUAAAGGAGGCAUCUACGUUGGACAAUUAUUAGACUAUGAGAAGCAAAAAAGUUAUAGUCUUACAUUGUUUGCUAAAGACGGAGGAGGAAAAGCUUCCACAGCAGGCAUCUUCAUUGAUUUAUUGGAUGUUAACGAUAAUGCUCCUAUAUUUGAAUAUUCUGAAUAUAGUAGAACUAUCAGAGAUGGAGCAACUAGUUUCGAACCUCAGCUCGUUGUUAGGGCUACCGAUGCUGAUGGGCCAACUCAAGGAGGCGGUCGAGUACGUUAUAGCCUUGAGUCAGAUAAUAGCAUAGCACACAAGGGAAACGUAUUCAACGUGGACGAGGACACUGGAGAGAUUUCCAUUAUAGAGAAAGUAGAAACUAUGGAUACUCCAAGGGGUCAAUACGAGUUAGUUAUGAGAGCAACUGAUUAUGGGCAGCCUCCUCUUUAUAAUGAGACCAGAGUUUAUAUCAGAGUAGGAGUGCCAGGAAAUCAACGACCAACUUUUAAGGGCAAUUAUCAUCACUAUAAGUAUACUGUAAAUCAACAGAACCCUGAUAAUAAUGAAGGUUUUACGUUCGAUUUGAACCCAAUGAAUUAUAAAGCUGUUAUAAAAGAAAAUGCAAAACCUGGAGAAAAUGUCACUCAAGUGAUUGCAAAUGAUCCAGAUGGCUUAGAUGAUCUGUUAACUUAUCACAUUAUUUCUGGAUCAAAAGACAAUUUUGCUAUAAAUGAAAAAACAGGCCUUAUCACUGUGUCAAGUGAUGCAAACUUAGAUCGUGACAUAAAUGCAGAUAAAUACGAAAUUAUUGUAUCAGCCGUGGAUAGUGGUAUGCCUAUUCCAGAAACUGCUACCACUACUGUUUUCGUAACUAUUCAAGACGUGAACGACAAAGCGCCUAAAUUUAAUAUGAACGAUGACACCACCUACAUUUCUGAAAAAGCAAAAGUUGGUCAUUUAGUAACAAGAAUGGUAGCUUAUGAUACAGAUGUAAAUGCUAAAUUGAAAUUCAGUUUAGUAGAUCCAAUAAAGGCUUUCUCUAAAGCUGGUGUUCAAUUGAAACCUAAUUCGCCAUAUGACUAUAAAAGAGCGUUUAAAAUUGAUGAAGAUUCAGGUGAAAUAUUGGUGAAUGGAACUUUAGAUUACAGUCAAGCAUCUGUAGUUAUAUUGACGAUUAAAGUUGUUGACAUAAAUGCACAGCUAAAUAAAGACAAACAAUUUGCAAUAGUUGAGCAUACGAUCUACAUUCAGCCGUAUGCAGAUAAAAAUCCACAGUUCACAAACCCAGGUUGGACAAGUUCAAACCCUAUUAUAUACCACAAAAUAAAAGAAGAACAGCCAAUAGGAAGUACAGUCUUAGUUUUGAUGGCUGAAGAUCCUAUAUCAGGCCAUUUGGUUUCAAGUUUUAAAGUUAUCAAUGCAGAAACUGGUUUAUUACAAGUUGAUCCUUCGAGUGGACAAGUGGUUUUAACAAAUAAUAUUGAUUAUGAACACUUAACCAGUCCUAAUUUAACUUUGACUGUAAAAGCAACGAGCAAUGAUGGUAGUAAGCACAGUGAAGCAAAAAUUAUUAUAGAAGUCAUGAAUUUGAACGAUAACGCCCCUGUGUUUGAUAAAGAGCUGUACAAAGUUAGUGUCCCAGAAUCAAUACAACACCCAGAACUAUUGGUAACAGUAAAAGCAAAUGACGCUGAUGCUGUGCUAACUGAGGAUGAUAAGAUCAGAGGAUUUUCAGAUGUGCGAUACCUGUUGAGAGGGGAAAAUUCUGAUCUUUUCACUAUUAACAAUGUUACUGGAGUUAUACAGGUAGCACCAAAUAAAACAUUAGACCGUGAGCGUCAAUCUGUUCUUCGCCUAGAAGUAGAGGCCUACGAUACCCCUAAUGGAGGUGCAGAAAGACUAAAGAGUACUGCAACUAUUCUAGUAGAUGUGCUCGACGUUGAUGACAAUACGCCUGCGUUUGAGAAGAAUGUUUAUACUGCUGUGGUACCAGAAAACGUUCCUAUUGGCAUAAGCGUGAUAAAUGUAACUGCAACCGAUCCAGAUGAAGGUUUGGGCGGAGAAAUUAAAUACGACUUUUUGGAUGAAGGAGAAGCCAAUGGUCUUUUUUCAAUAGACUCUACCACAGGCGAGGUGAAAACUCGUAAAGACUUAACCGGUAGAGGUCGCACGGACCCGUACCGGCUUCUUAUAAGCGGUACUGAUGGCGGUGGUCAUGUGGGUGACACGUCACUGUCUCUUUACAUAGGAGACGUCAGCGCUAAUGACGGUGUGCCGAGGUUUAUACGACCUGCGGUGGGAGAGGUGUUGAGUGUCAGUGAGAAUGCAACGAUCGGGUCACCAGUAUUCCAAGUUGUGGCGAGUGACCCCGACGACCCAACGCAACCGUCUGGUCAACUAUACUAUUCUAUACAACAAAGCAACGCUGAUGCCAAAACUUUUGCUAUAGAUACUCACACCGGCUUGAUAACAACAAGGCAAUCGCUAGAUCGGGAACGUAAAGCCUCGUACACUUUGGUAUUGCUCGUCACGGACAGAGGCCAACCACCGCAGCAGAGCACUAGGAUCGUCACCGUGUCCAUCACUGAUGUUGAUGAUCAUAAACCCCAUUUCGCAAGGAGUUUGGAUGACCCACCUCUGUUAAUGACAGUCAAAGAAGAAGUUCCCAUAGGAACUGUCAUUGGAGUGUUAGAAGCUAUUGACGAAGAUAUUGGCGAUAACGCUGCAAUAGACUAUGCCAUUACAGCUGGAAACGAAUUCGCACUAGUGAAAUUAGAACGAACAAACGAUAGCAAAGCGUUGCUGACUGCAGCAGCAAGGUUAAAUAGAGAAGAACUGUCCAGAAUAAUGCUUACGGUUAAAUGCUUCAAAUACGGAACCAGUCCUCGACUUAGCAAGUCUUACAACAGAUUGGACCCUUCAGAAAUCCAGAUCUUAGUCAAAAUCUUGGACAUUGACGAUCACCUGCCAGAAUUCGACAGCGCCAACAUGACUGUGGGAGUUCGAUUAAACGUGCCCAUUGACACGAUCAUUGCUACGGUAAAAGCAGUGGAUAAGGACCCAGACGCUUUGCCCAUAGUCUACAAGAUUGUCAACAUGAGCUUCGAAUCGCCAAUCAAAUCAAAAUCACUGAGCAAUAUCACAGACGUGAUCGUACUCAACAAUUCUACAGGGGAGAUGAAGAUUAUGAAAAACCUGAUACAUUAUGCCGAUGGAAUAUUCAGAUUGUUGGUCAGAGCGAACAACUCACAAAACCCAGAAAGAUUUGGCGAAAUCACAAUAGAGGUGGUAGUAGUGAGGGAGCGAGACCUCCUCCGACUGGUGUUGCCAGGAGGCACGCGCUCCAAGGUGAACCAGCUCCGCGACCGAAUGUCCGCCGCACUAGCGCCGCGCGGGCUCCGCAUGCAACUGCAUGACGCGGCACAUACCGCCUUCUACUCAAACCCCGGUCCAUGCUUCCAAUUCCGAAAAACGGAGUCUGGGGAGGCGCUGACUCCUAAAGCCAUGAAGGCGACCAUCCGCUCCCUGGGGACGGAGUUCCAGGAGAUCCUGGAGACUUACAACGUGCACAACAUCACGAGCUGCGGCGUGUCCCGCACGAAGCACUCCCCAGCGCAGCACGCGUUGCUGAUCCUGGCUGGCAUUCUGCCGGUCGCAGCCUUCAUUGCAACUCUUGUGCUGUGCUGUAUGCAUUCUAAUGCCAAGAAAAGAGCACGAUCGACUCUCCUACUAGCCCGCGAGCCGCCGCCCACUGCCCCAAGCAACAUAUCCGUUCCAACGAGGCUGUACGCAGAGCCGUUGUAUACCACAUGAGCGGCAAAAGAAGGAUCAAUGUCCGUUAUGUUUGCCAUAAAAAGAUAACCACUAGCACAAUGUGACAAAAGGCCGUUUGCAUUGCCUUGAACUAUAGU
This is a messenger RNA of Ostrinia nubilalis (European corn borer), 6167 nucleotides long. RefSeq names its product cadherin-23 (gene Cad74A). Gene Ontology annotation, cellular component: plasma membrane; adherens junction; catenin complex. Gene Ontology annotation, molecular function: cadherin binding; calcium ion binding. The transcript is spliced from 23 exons. The coding region runs from base 604 to 6069 and encodes 1821 amino acids. The record is from RefSeq and is a predicted model, not a curated record. Gene Ontology annotation, biological process: cell morphogenesis; calcium-dependent cell-cell adhesion; cell-cell adhesion mediated by cadherin. Lineage: Eukaryota; Metazoa; Arthropoda; Insecta; Lepidoptera; Crambidae.